UAAAAUAGUAACUGAAUCUAGUAGAUUAAUCUACAAAUUCAACCUGGUUAGUUUCAGAGAACUAACUUCCGGGCCGCUGUUUAUAUUUAGUUCAAAAACAAAUAUGGAUACUAGAGAACCAAUAAAUAUGCUCAUUGCCGGAGAGAAUAACAUUAACCAGACGUUAGGAAGUGACACUGAGAGUUCUCCCUGUACACAAGAAAGUUACAACGACAGCUUUCAGAAGGCAUCAGAUUUUUUAUCAAAAAUAUAUUCAUCUCAUGAUGCAGAGUUUUCCGAACAAAAUCCCGUCAAUGAUGUCUUUGAAUUUGCAAAUGUGCAAAGCAAAAUGCGAUUGCUCUCUAAUGAAAAUCAGACUCCAGGGCAUAUUUCGGAUAAUUUUACUAUAGAACAUCUAAUAUCAACAACCCUCAAUGAAAGAAAAAGAUUUCUAUCGCAUAACGAGCAUUAUUGCGACUCACCAAUACCAAAGCGAUCAUACAUGGAGAUUUCAACGAACAAUGUUGAUGAAUCAGUUUACAUCUCAGAAAACAAUGUUUGGACAAAUACAAAUGGCAUAGUUUCUUACGAAAAUACAUGUUCAGAUUAUUAUGAAAACAAUCCCACAUCUGAUCAAGCUAAAGUUUUCUCUAGCUUGUCAAAUAUGAACGAAUCACCUCACACAGCUGAAGAGAACAAUUUCAAGUCAACGUCUCCGGACAAAAUAUUUUGUACUUUAAAUCAUUCAGUCGAUAACGCACAUACUGAUUUCCAUCGACUAGAAACUUUCGGGGGUCUUUAUUUGGACAGUGAAGAUAUGACGAUCCCAAACCCACACACAACGGAAACUUCAAAUAUCAAUAUGUACGGUCAUUCAGACGCGCUAAGUAUUCGCCAACCAGACAAUUCAUCAGAAUUAUUUCAUCAAUACAGUGCAGGAAAUUAUAAUAGUCACAACUACGAACUAGACAAGGAAGACACACAAUUUAACGAACAAUCGCCCACUCCCAAAUUCGCUGAAUUACAGGCGCAUCUUCCUACAGUGGAUUGUUAUUCACACCAGCCACACCCUCACAAUUCCCACACACAACAUGGUCCUAAUAUAUAUUCUGGCAUUGACAAUAUUCAAUAUGACGUCAAUGGAGUUCCCACCCUACCUAAUAACAUGGGGACGUCAUAUAACGAGGACUCCUGGAACUGCUCAAACUUGCCAGUUCAGCAACCUUAUUUCGUUCAAGAAACUAACAACGAUUCUUGUUCUAACUUUGAAUCCAACUAUAAAACUCACUUCAAUCAAUAUUGUAACGAUGCAAACUAUAACACGGAGACGAUGCCAAACGAUAUGUACAGAUUUUAUGAAAAUUCAAAUGACUAUGCCGCCAAUCUUACGGCGCUUUCAGAGGCUCACACAAUGAUGUCAACAAAUCAAAGAACUGAAGAUGAAGACGAUGACGUAAUCUUAGUUUCAGAAUCUCCUGCUACGUCUCAAUGCGCAUCACAACAAUUGCAUUAUACUAGUCAAAACAUUAUGGUUGGAAAUUCACAUCGGAUGAAAUUUUACAACAACGAACACGUUCCAGCAGGUCUUCCGAAGUUGAAAGAAUAUUCCAGCUCAAUUCAACUCGAACUUUUGAGUCAUGAACUCUGGCAGAAAUUUCACGAAAUCGGUACGGAGAUGAUAAUCACGAAGGCUGGAAGACGUAUGUUUCCAACAUUAAAAAUCAAUAUUACUGGCCUUCAUCCACAAAGAAAAUACAUAAUGGCUGUGGAUGUAUUACCGAUUGAUAACAAAAGAUAUAGAUAUGCUUAUACAAGUUCCCAAUGGAUUGCAGCUGGAAACGUUACUUCGGAUGUUCCAAAACGUACUUACGUUCACCCAGAAUCACCCGCUACAGGAGAAACAUGGAUGAAACAAACAGUCGUUUUUGAUAAAAUGAAGCUGACAAACAACGAAGGAAACGAAAAAGGACAUAUCAUUUUACAUUCAAUGCACAAAUACCAACCUCGCAUACAUUUGAUUGAGUGUGAAGGAAAUGGAGUGCGUGAAUGUGAAACGGUAAUUCUCACGCAAAGCGUAGACACAUCGCAGGAAAACGUGAUCACGUUUGUAUUUGCCGAGACACAGUUUACCACUGUUACAGCUUACCAGAAUCAACAAAUAACGAAAUUAAAAAUUGAUAAAAAUCCUUUUGCAAAAGGUUUCAGAGAUACGAGCAGAAGCUGUAAGGCGCAGGAUACUGAUAAAGCAUCUGGCAUCACACAAUCGUGUUCGUUGUUUAGACAGCCGCCUCCUCCAGUUGUUACUAUCGGUCCAAAUCAUGAUUUUACGAACGGAACGCGGAAUUUUCAACUAGAAAAUGUGAAUCAAACUCAACCUAUGCAAGCACAAUAUCAAGCUAUGGCUCACUUUCGACCAACAUCUACAAUGGAGCAACUUCAGCAAAACGAAAUGUCAGGACUCGUGAAUUGGGCCCUAUAGUUACAUUAAUAUGAGAUGUCCAAAUUAACAUAAUAUAAUAAGGCGA
This is a messenger RNA of Styela clava, 2504 nucleotides long. RefSeq lists its product as uncharacterized. The record is from RefSeq and is a predicted model, not a curated record. Lineage: Eukaryota; Metazoa; Chordata; Ascidiacea; Stolidobranchia; Styelidae. Gene Ontology annotation, molecular function: RNA polymerase II cis-regulatory region sequence-specific DNA binding; DNA-binding transcription factor activity, RNA polymerase II-specific. Gene Ontology annotation, biological process: cell fate specification; regulation of transcription by RNA polymerase II; positive regulation of DNA-templated transcription. Gene Ontology annotation, cellular component: chromatin; nucleus.